Molecule: messenger RNA, 2689 nt
Organism: Prosopis cineraria
Lineage: Eukaryota; Viridiplantae; Streptophyta; Magnoliopsida; Fabales; Fabaceae
Product: nuclear pore complex protein NUP1-like
Exons: 8
Coding region: 140-2380 (746 amino acids)
Biological process (GO): nuclear membrane organization
Cellular component (GO): nuclear envelope
Source: RefSeq, a predicted model, not a curated record
CCCUGCGCCUCGCGGCAACUCGAUCAUAUGCCGCCGCAUUAACCUUCACUCUCACUCCCUCACCGACCGAUUUUCCUUUCUACUUUGCUGCAAAUCCUCUCUCCCUCCAAAUCUCCGAUACCCACAGAGAGAGGGAGAGAUGGCGAGGGAUGAAAUCACUCCGCUGGGUACCCAUGAAGGAGGACAAGAAGAACAAGAGCGAGGUGCUGGGGGCAAGGUGAAGAGAUUGCUGCCGAGGAAACCCCCCGCAACUCCUUAUUCGCGGCCGCCGGAAACCUCUCGGCGCCGUUGGAUUUCGAGGCUCAUGGAUCCUGCUUGCCGUCUCAUUGCUGGCCAAGCCACGCGGAUUUUCCCUUCCUUCUUCUCCAAAACCUCCGUCGCCCCUGCUCUUCCUGGCCCUACUCGUGCCGACGGGGAUCAAGGUAAAUGGCUGACAGGUGAAGAAACUCAAAGGGAUGACAGACAGGAAGGUGAUUUACAUGAUGGGACAUCCAAAUCAGCUGAAACAGAAAGUACUGGUGAAAGAUAUAAUAAACUGAGCAGCAGUUGUGAUUUGGUUCUGCAUAAACAGGAUGAAAAAGGAGAGCAAUCUGAAAACAACAAGCUAUCUGAAAUUGAGCAACUGGUAAAAGGGAAAAGAUUUUCGAGAGACGAGGUUCACCAUUUGAUGGAGAUAAUAAAUUUGAGGGCAAGUGAGCUUCCUAAUGUUGUACAAGGAGAGGAAAACGCUAGCCUAACUGUUAGAAAUGACAACAAAGGAAUUGUUGUGUCACAUGAUGAUCCAAACAUAUCAAAUGAACAAAAACACGAAGACUUGACUGGAGCUUUAUGGGGAAGCUCAACACGUCUUGAUCGGUCAAAGGUCCAAGAUGAUAUUGGUGCCUCACCAGUUGAGAUUGCAAAGGCUUAUAUGGGUUCCCGUGCAUUUGAAGUAGGCCCCAGUUCUAAGAGCACAGUCCACACUGUUGAAAGCGGCAUGCUACAUGGUAAUGAAGCUGCUAUAAAGCCAUAUGUUCCAUCACUUUCACCAAAGACGUCAGCAUGUUGGCCAGGUGUCAUGGUGCAAGAUUCUUACACAACACCAUUAAGCCAAAGUAGGGGAUAUGGCCUUCAUAACUUCCCCAGAACGCCUUAUUCUAGAACAAUUUUAUCAAAAUCCAAGUCCAGGUCAAUUCAAAUGCAAGGCAAUAACAGUCAUAUGUCAUCAACUCCCCUCCAUCAAUCACAGACUACUUUGUAUCUGCAGGAUAAAUCUAGAGUUGAUGCAUUUGAGGGUGGUUAUGGAUCUGUUGGACCCAUCCGUCGAAUUAGGCACAAGGCUGGUGCACAAUCUUCUUCAAGAAGGCCAGCUUACACACCUUCACCUCUGAAUGGCCCGGCCAGGAGGGAAAGUUCAGAUGUUCAUGAAGGUUUCUUGCCUGCUUUUACAAAGAAUUUGGAACCUGACAAGACUGGCGACACUCAUAAAUUCCACUCAUUAGAUAACAAGCCACAGGGUAGUGGGGUUGCUCUUCCAACAGUGCACAUGCAUACCAGUUUGAUGGCUAGGAGAAUAUUGGAGCAUAUUGAUAGAAAUCCUCCCACUCCUCAACAGAAAUCUGCAGAGCUGAAUCUGGCCACUAAAUGGAAGAAUCCCGAGUCUUCUGUUAAUGCCAAUGGUGUCUUGUCAAAUGAAAAUAAUGGCUUUCUGAAAUUAAAAGAUGCCAAUUCAUAUAAAUAUGAUGGGUAUGAUGGAAAGAAAUCCACUCUAAAUGAAAUUCAAGGGAGCUCCCAUGUUGAUAGUUUGAGUGCUGAUAAAUCUAUCAAUGUCAACAAUGCAACAUCUUUGCCAUCUGGAAUCAACGUUGGCAGUAGCUUCCUGAAAAUUGGAAGUGAUGCAAGGUCCUUGCAAAAUACUAAUGGCGCCCGAAAUUUUCCAAUGAAAUCUACUGAAGAGGAUGCAUCGAAGAUUGUCUCAUCUGUUAAUCAGCCUAGUGUGAAAAUUCAAGAGAAGAUACCUCUGUCCAACUACUCAAUUGGAAAACCGGUAUUACCAUCUAUUAACAUCAACAAGCCUGAGCCAAAGUGGACCUUGGCAUCUGAUAGAAGCUCAGGAUUUACCUUCCCGGUUUCUGCUGCCUCUUCUGUAUUCUCCGAGCCACCUACACCAUCCAUCGUGCCAUCGUUCUCCACUGGCGGUGACCGCCAAUCAAAAGAAAUUGCUACUGAACCUUCAUAUAGUUUUGGAUCCAAAAGAUCAAGUCCAGCUCUAGUGUUCUCUUUCCCUUCUACAAGCAGUACUGCUGUUCAGAAUGACGCUGGUGACAUAAAGUUCAGCUUUGGGUCCAAUGAUAAGUCUAGGCUUUCAUUUAGCUCGUUUGGUACGAAUGCCGUCUGCUGAAACAGGGGAAUUUAGGUUUCAUAAGUUUUCCGAUCUAUUUUUUCCCUCAGGCUAAUAGGCUUUCUUUUCUUUUCUUUCUUUCUUUGCUUUUUUUUUAAUACUCUUGUUGCCCAUCCUCUUAGCUGUUUGUACAGGCACUCUUGCUUUUGUUUUUCGACUGAAGAUACGAGUGAAUUAAAAAUUAAGCCUUUUUGAAGGGUUACAAUUGAGUCUGUCUAUUGUCUUUUCCACUGACCUGCUGGGCUUGUUGGAAGACUAAAAUGUAAAAUAUUGAUAAGCAGGUGAUUUCUUAUUACGUCGGUAGAAGUA